GCGAAAGGGGCGGGGCCGCGCGGAGUCAGCAGCGCAGGCAGGGAUGAGAAACUUGUCCCGGAUAUUUACCUAACUAUACCUGGCUCUUCCGACGCGCCCCGUCCAGAGGUUUCCACAGCGGACACUUUGAGGAAUAUGAACCGUCUUUGAAGAGGAAACACUGAGAAAACAGUGUGCAACACAGGCUGACCUGGAUCCAUUAAUCGUUCACCUGGAAAGCAAGACGGGACACAUGUCCCCUCUCAGUGACGAGCUCAGGGCAGGGUGUUUGUCUUGAGAGGGAGGCAGAGUUACCGUGGUAACAGACAUGCCAAAACCGGACCUGCUCUGCCUAGUUCAGCUGCUGGACGGCACUAUCGAGACCUUCAGAAUCAGCAAGCAGGAUGAAGGUGUGGUGCUGUUGGACCAAGUAUGUGACCACCUGGGCCUGCAGGAGAGGCAGCUCUUCAGUCUGCAGAUCAGAGAAUCCAGCACUGCCAUCGCCUCAAUCACAGCCAACACACACUCUCCUAGAUGGUUGGAGCCUGAGAAACCCUUGAAGAAGCAGAUAAAAGGUCUGGCUUCUCCCUUUUAUCUGAACUUCAGAGUGCGAUUCUUCAUCUCUGAUCCCAACUCUCUGCAGCAUGAACAAACGAGGCAUCUCUACUUCCUCCAGAUCAGGAGUGACAUCAGAGAGGGACGGUUGCAGUGCCCGAUGAGUGCAGCUGUAGUGCUGGCUUCUUAUGCUGUGCAAUCGGAGACAGGGGAUCACUGUCCGUCCAACCUUCCUGGUUACCUCUCAAAGAGCUACUUCAUUCCUGAGCAAGAUGAAGACUUCUUUACUAAAGUGGAGGACCUGCAUCCACAGCACAAGGGGCUGAAGCAAAGUGAGGCAGAGCUGUGUUUCCUCAACACGGCCCGGACGCUGGAGUUGUAUGGAGUGGAGCUGCAUGCUGCUAUGGACUCCAACAACGCCCCACUGAUGGUGGGUCUGGCCUCCAGCGGGGUUGCAGUGUUCUGUAAUAUGAUUUGCUCAAGUUUCUUCCCCUGGGGGAACAUCAUCAAGAUUUCCUUCAAGAGGAAACGCUUUGUUAUACAUCUGAAACGAAAACACGGGGAGACCCAGGACUGCGAGGUGUCCCUGCUUCUGCCUUGUCCAAAGUCCUGUAAGAACCUUUGGAGGUCCUGCGUGGAUCAUCACUCUUUCUUCUGCUCCAACCGGACCAUCAGGAGCCCCAAAAACAACAACAGCAGCACGGUUCAAAGCUACAAAAAGUUAAUCACGCAGCACCUGGGUCUGGGAAACAGUAAAACUGAGAGUGGUCCAGUGUGCCAUCGAGUGGUUGGAGGGAUGGUGUGGAACCCAGUCUUGCGGAGGUCAUUUUCAUCCGAUAAUCUCGAAACCAAGAGUCUGCCUUCAAGAUCACCCCCAUCUACCCCAAACUGGCGAAGUCCCCGAGUUCGCCACGGCAUCCGAAAGCCCCGCCCAUCCUCGGUUGAAUUGUCCAGUGACCUAAAAGACAUGUCGGAGGGAGAGGACGUCUUCUACACGUACAGGGCAUCUGUGAGCAGCAGCAAGGACAGCGAAGGAGACUGUUCACCACACGACCUCACUGGCUCUUACAGCCAUGGAACAGAUGACGCUCUUUUACAAGCUGACGAUAGUAUUGGAGAGGACGAUGGUGACCACAGCUUACAAAACUACAAAAAGGGUGCGCCGGGCGACGGUGACUUGAUGCUGAUCUGUAUUGCUCCCGACCAUGAGGGCAAGUUUGGCUUCAAUGUCAAAGGUGGGGUGGAUCAGAAGAUGCCUCUAGCCAUAUCCUGUGUUAAACCUGACUCUCCGGCCGGUCGCUGUGAGCCCAAACUCCUGGAGGGAGACCUGGUGGUGCUCAUCAAUGGUCGAGACAUUUCUGAACACACACAUGACCAGGUUGUCAUGUUCAUACGAGCCAGCAGAGAGUCACAUUCCAGAGAGCUCGCCCUGCUUAUCAGACGUAAAGGUCCUGGUCGGGUGGCACCCCUUCUGCAGUUGCCUCCCACCCUCACGCUGACUAGCCAAUCACAGGGAGACAAGUCCCCGUCAUCUGGCCAGUCGGAGCGGGUCACGACACUGGAGGAAUCCAUGAGGCAGCUGGAGAGAGGAAUACAGUCUGGCACACUGUGUUUCCACUUUGAGAAUUUAUACAGGAAGAAGGCUGGUCUGUCUCUAAACUGUUCUCGGCUCCCUGAAAACAUGGACAAGAAUCGUUAUAAGGAUGUCUUACCAUAUGAUGCCACCAGAGUGGUGCUGAAGGGCCAGGAGGACUACAUCAAUGCCAGCCAUAUAACGGUGGGGCCCCCAGUGUCUGGUGUGUGUUUACGUUACAUUGCCGCUCAGGGUCCAUUGCCACAGACCUGCACUCACUUUUGGCAGACUGUUUGGGAGCAGCAGACACACACCAUCAUCAUGCUAACAACUCUGACAGAAAGGGGACGGACCAAGUGCCACCAGUACUGGCCGCAUCCGCCGGAAGUUAAGGAUUAUGGGCACAUGCGAGUGAAGUGUCACUCAGAGGAGUGCAACCUGGCGUAUGUGACGAGGCAGUUCACUCUGACACACACACAGCGGGGAGAAGAACGUGCAGUUACACACCUGCAGUACGUUGCGUGGCCGGACCACGGCGUACCCGAUGACCCCUCAGACUUCCUACUGUUCAUCAGCUCGGUGAGGGAAAGGAGGAAAGGUGAAGAGCCACUAAUGGUUCACUGCAGCGCUGGUAUUGGACGCACGGGAGUUCUGAUCACCAUGGAAACAGCACUGACUCUGUUGGACCAGGGUCAGCCGGUGUUCCCGCUGGACAUCGUCAAAUCACUGAGAGACCAGCGAGCCAUGAUGGUUCAAACCCCGUGUCAGUUCCAGUUUGUGUGCGAGGCCAUUGUACGAGUCUACAAAGAGAAACAGGGAGGAUCUACAGCACCUUAACCCGGAUCUGCUACAGGACCAGAACACACACACUCACUGUUUCUGCCUCAUGUCAUCGCUGGACACUUCCACAGAGGGACCCCCACAGAUUAACCUCUGUCAUUGCCUGUGGGUCUCUCACACAGACUGAAUAAUGAGAGUAUAACUAGCUUCAGAGCAUAACUGUCUGUGAUCUGUGUAGCCUAGAUUCAACGCCUAGAUGGCCUCUGUCUUAAAUGAUGCUUGUAGAGGCUGCUGUCUCCAUAGAGACUGAUGUGAGACGGAUGUGAGCUGCUAAUUUCUGUCCAAGAGGCCACUCAGGAAUGUUGCCUCUUCUUAUCAAGCUAUGUGUGCCAUAAACUGAUGUCUCCUAUCAAACCAGACGGCAGAGAAAGACGAGGAUGUUAAUAAUCUCCAGUCUAUCUGUGUGUCAAAAGCCGGGGAGCGAGGCUGGCUCUGGAUCUUCACAGAUUCAAUAAGGCUGUGGUGGUACAAUCAGAGAAGCAUCAAACCCUCUUUUCAACACUCUUAAAUUAUUAAGUCACUAAAUAAACACACUGAUUUAUA
This is a messenger RNA of Notolabrus celidotus (New Zealand spotty), 3490 nucleotides long. It is a transcript of the gene ptpn3, whose product is annotated as protein tyrosine phosphatase non-receptor type 3. Gene Ontology annotation, cellular component: cytoskeleton; cytoplasm; cytoplasmic side of plasma membrane. Bases 308 to 2944 code for a protein of 878 amino acids. The transcript has 27 exons. Gene Ontology annotation, biological process: protein dephosphorylation. The record is from RefSeq and is a predicted model, not a curated record. Gene Ontology annotation, molecular function: protein tyrosine phosphatase activity; protein binding. NCBI's taxonomy places the organism in Eukaryota, Metazoa, Chordata, Actinopteri, Labriformes, Labridae.